UCUAACAGUCGAGUGCGCCCUGGCUGUAUAAAUAGUAAAUGUGGGGUUGAAGAAGCAACCAGUAACCGUUUGGAAUACAAGAACAAUGGCAGCUAAGUUUUUCGCCCUUGCCCUCCUGGUAGCUACAGCUCAGGCCAGCCAGGACUACUCCAGCUUCUCCUACGGCGUCCGAGACCCCCACACUGGCGACGUCAAGGAUCAGCAUGAAAAACGCGUCGGCGACAGCGUUGUCGGACAGUACUCCUUACUGGAGUCUGACGGCACGAAGCGAGUGGUUGACUACGCCGCGCAUCCCCACACUGGUUUCAAUGCGGUCGUGCGCAAAGAGCCCGGAGUUUCGGUCCACCCUGUCAGUCCUGUGGUUAACGCGUACGCUGGCCACGGAUACUCUGCGGCAUACCCCGCCAUUGGUUACGCCAGCACUGUCGCUCAUGGCGCGUACGCCGCUCCCGUUUCGUACGCUCCCGCUGUCGCUCCCGUGGCCGCAUACGGUGGAUACGGACUAGGUGGAUUGGGAGCCUAUGGCACGGGAUUGGGCGCUUACAGCACACUCGCAGGAUUGGGAGCUUAUGGCGGUGCGUAUGGCGGAGCGUAUGGCGCGUACGGUGCCCGUGGUUACGGUGGACUCUACGGCGGACUCGGCUAUGGCGCUUGGUGAUUUUCCCAUUUUUAUCCACUCGUUUGUAUCUAAUGACUGUGGUUUAAGCAAAUAAAUUUUAUUUGUAAAUAAUUA
Molecule: messenger RNA, 733 nt
Organism: Plodia interpunctella (Indianmeal moth)
Lineage: Eukaryota; Metazoa; Arthropoda; Insecta; Lepidoptera; Pyralidae
Product: larval/pupal rigid cuticle protein 66-like
Exons: 2
Coding region: 86-658 (190 amino acids)
Cellular component (GO): extracellular matrix
Source: RefSeq, a predicted model, not a curated record